This is a messenger RNA of Candoia aspera, 1110 nucleotides long. Its product is annotated as olfactory receptor 52B2-like. The record is from RefSeq and is a predicted model, not a curated record. Gene Ontology annotation, molecular function: G protein-coupled receptor activity; olfactory receptor activity. Gene Ontology annotation, cellular component: plasma membrane. Gene Ontology annotation, biological process: G protein-coupled receptor signaling pathway. Bases 80 to 1033 code for a protein of 317 amino acids. NCBI's taxonomy places the organism in Eukaryota, Metazoa, Chordata, Lepidosauria, Squamata, Candoiidae. The transcript has a single exon.
AGAGUGCUGAUGCUCGCAACUCUCACUUCGACUUCUCUGUCCAGGAGCCAGGAUCGCCACCGGAGAAGGCUGCUCCCCCAUGGCCACCCUUAAUGACAGCAGCUUUGACCCCAUAACCUUUGUCCUGACUGGAAUCCCUGGCAUGGAGGCAUCUCACAUCUGGAUCUCUGUCCCCUUCUGCCUGAUGUAUGUGGUGGCCCUCCUGGGGAACGCUUUUCUCCUCUUUCUCAUUGCCACGGACAGCAGCCUCCACCAGCCCAUGUACAUCUUCCUGGCCAUGCUGGCAGUAGCUGAUCUAAUGCUGUCCACAGCCACAGUGCCUGAGAUGCUGGCCAUCUUCUGGUUUGGGUCCAGGAGGAUCUCUUUUGAUGCUUGUAUUGCCCAGAUGUUCUUCACCCACUUCAGCUUCAUUGCAGAGUCCACAAUCCUCCUAGCCAUGGCGUUUGACCGUUACGUUGCUGUUUGUGACCCAUUGCGCUACAUGACCAUCCUCACGCCUUCAGCAAUAGGGAAGGUGGCCAUCGCUGCCAUCGUCAGGGGGCUCGCAAUCAUGUUCCCACCCAUCUUCCUCCUGAAGAGGCUGCCCUACUGUGGCCACAGCACAAUGCCGCACACCUAUUGUGAGCACAUGGGCAUUGCCCGCCUGGCUUGCGGAGACAUAACAGUCAACAUCUGGUAUGGCUUCACAACCACCCUCCUGUCCUCUGGUGUUGAUGUGGUGCUUAUUAGUGCCUCCUAUGCCUUGAUACUCCGGGCUGUCUUCCAGCUCCCUUGCAAGGAAGCCCGACGCAAAGCUCUCCGCACGUGUGGCUCCCACAUUUGUGUCAUACUCAUGUUCUACGUGCCAGCCUUCUUCUCCUUCCUCACGCAUCGCUUUGGCCACAACAUUCCUAGCUGGAUCCAUAUCUUGCUGGCUGACCUCUAUGUGAUUGUGCCACCCAUGCUGAACCCCAUUGUCUAUGGGGUCAGAACGAGGCAAAUCCGGGAGCGGGUUAUCCAUGUGCUCUCACAAAUGGGGAGGACCUGCUUCUAAGACUGAAACAUUGGCCAAACGCCAACGGAAGCCUUUUGUUGACGGUUGCUACAGGAUGAGAGCUGCCUGCUUGUCAA